AUGGUGAAUACGAGGUCAUAUAUAAUAUUCCUGAUUGUUUCAUUAUUAAAAUUAACGAGAGCCAUAGACUCUAAAAUUGAAGGUCCGGUUAUAGGAAUUGAUCUGGGAACGACUUAUAGCUGUGUUGGUGUGUUCAAAAAUGGAAGAGUGGAAAUAUUGAAUAACGAGUUAGGUAAUCGUAUUACUCCAUCCUAUGUAUCUUUUGUUGAUGGGGAAAGAAAAGUUGGUGAAGCAGCCAAGUUAGAAGCUACUUUACACCCAACACAGACUGUGUUUGAUGUAAAGAGAUUAAUAGGUAGGAAAUUUGAUGAUCAAGAAGUAGUAAAGGAUAGAACAUUAUUACCUUAUGACAUAGUGAACAAUGAAGGAAAACCAAAUAUUAGAGUACAAAUAAAGGACAAAAGUACUACAUUUGCACCUGAACAAAUUAGUGCUAUGGUAUUAGAAAAGAUGAAAGAAAUAGCUCAAUCCUUUUUAGGAAAACCAGUUAAAAAUGCAGUAGUUACAGUACCAGCAUAUUUUAAUGAUGCUCAAAGACAAGCUACAAAAGACGCAGGAACAAUUGCUGGUUUAAAUAUUGUACGUAUUAUUAAUGAACCAACUGCUGCUGCUUUAGCAUAUGGUUUAGAUAAGAAGGAAGAAACUAGUAUAUUAGUAUACGACUUAGGUGGAGGAACAUUUGAUGUAUCAAUUCUUGUUAUUGAUAAUGGUGUUUUCGAAGUAUAUGCAACAGCAGGUAAUACACAUUUAGGUGGAGAAGAUUUCGAUCAAAGGGUAAUGGAUUAUUUUAUAAAAAUAUUUAAAAAAAAGAAUAAUGUAGAUCUAAGAACUGAUAAGAGAGCUAUUCAAAAAUUAAGAAAAGAAGUAGAAAUAGCAAAAAGAAAUUUAUCUGUUGUUCAUUCAACUCAAAUUGAAAUAGAAGAUAUUAUAGAGGGUCAUAAUUUUUCAGAAACAUUAACAAGAGCAAAAUUUGAAGAGUUAAAUGAUGACUUAUUUAGAGAAACUUUAGAACCAGUUAAAAAAGUAUUAGAUGAUGCAAAAUAUGAAAAAAGUAAAAUUGACGAAAUAGUCUUAGUAGGUGGUUCAACACGUAUACCUAAAAUUCAACAAAUAAUUAAAGAUUUUUUUAAUGGUAAAGAACCAAAUAGAGGAAUUAAUCCAGAUGAAGCUGUAGCUUAUGGUGCUGCUAUCCAAGCAGGUAUUAUUUUAGGAGAAGAAUUACAAGAUGUAGUUUUAUUAGAUGUAACUCCAUUGACUUUAGGUAUUGAAACUGUUGGUGGGAUUAUGACUCAACUUAUUAAAAGAAAUACAGUUAUACCAACAAAAAAAUCACAAACAUUUUCUACUUAUCAAGAUAACCAACCAGCUGUCUUAAUUCAAGUUUUUGAAGGAGAACGAGCAUUAACAAAAGAUAAUCAUUUAUUAGGAAAAUUUGAAUUAUCUGGUAUUCCACCUGCACAAAGAGGUGUACCAAAAAUUGAAGUCACAUUUACUGUUGAUAAGAAUGGUAUAUUACAUGUUGAAGCAGAAGACAAAGGAACUGGUAAGUCUAAAGGAAUUACUAUUACCAAUGAUAAAGGUAGAUUAUCAAAGGAACAGAUAGAAAAGAUGAUUAACGACGCUGAAAAGUUUGCUGACGAGGAUAAAAAUUUAAGAGAAAAAGUGGAGUCAAAAAAUAAUUUAGACAAUUAUCUACAAAGUAUGAAAGCAACAGUUGAAGAUAAAGAUAAAUUAGCAGACAAAAUUGAAAAGGAAGAUAAAACUACUAUACUUAAUGCUGUAAAAGAUGCUGAAAAUUGGCUAAGUAACAAUUCAAAUGCUGAUGCAGAAGCCUUGAAGCAAAAGCUGAAGGAUGUGGAGGCAGUCUGCCAGCCAAUUAUUGUCAAGUUGUACGGUCAGCCCGGUGCUUCUUCCCCUCCUCCAAGUGCAGACGAAGAUGUGGACAGUGAUGAGUUGUAG
Molecule: messenger RNA, 1959 nt
Organism: Plasmodium malariae
Lineage: Eukaryota; Apicomplexa; Aconoidasida; Haemosporida; Plasmodiidae
Product: heat shock protein 70, putative
Exons: 2
Coding region: 1-1959 (652 amino acids)
Biological process (GO): endoplasmic reticulum unfolded protein response; protein refolding; cellular response to unfolded protein
Cellular component (GO): endoplasmic reticulum lumen; membrane; nucleus
Molecular function (GO): misfolded protein binding; heat shock protein binding; ATP-dependent protein folding chaperone
Source: RefSeq, a predicted model, not a curated record